UUCCCAAUAUUCCCAAUGGCCUGUCCGCCCCUGACAGUAGAUCGCACUUUAAAAUAGGCUACGUAAUUUGUAAUAGGGUAGAUGGUGCAUUUGAAUCCAUCAACAGCAAAUCUAAUUAUCAGUUCUUACACAGCAUAGCCUAUCUUAAGAGUCCCAUUUAUAGGGAGCAUUUCCUACAUUAAAAAAGUCGUAAUCCAAGUGGUGCCUGACUUCGUUAAUUAUCGUAGCACUUUCUCGUGGUGGUGCUGCGAUCAUAAAAACCUUCUUUGUCACGGGGUAUUCAAGGUCAAAUCAGCUGAUCUUUACCAGUGGUCAGGCCCAUGCUGGUGGGAGUGACUAUGUUAAUCUGCAUCAAAGGGAAACAGACAAAGUGUUGGGGCAUCACUCAUCUGAUUGGGCGCCUUUGUUCUUUCAAAUCGAGGUGUCCUCCUGCCUUUAUUGGCACCAACGGGCCCCUGGGGGAGAAGACGUCUUUUACAGUAAGGCUGCACUCCUGCAUGGACUUUCAAGCCGCUGAUGGGAAAAUGGAGAAAUAAUCAGAGGAAAGAUGGCCUGUCAGAGGCAUGACAAACCAAACAGACCGAGGGAAGAACUGAGUUGCAUGCUGGUUGGUGAUGGAGCUGUGGGGAAGACCAGCAUGAUCAUCAGUUACAUCUUCAAUGGCUACAACACUGAGUACAGACAAACAGCUUUUGAUGUUUUCACUGGUUUGGUUCAUGUGAAUGGAAUUCCAACUCGUAUCAAACUGAUAGAUACUGCUGGACAGGAGGAGUUUGGCCAUCUCCGCUCUCUUUGCUAUGCCCAUGUGGACGUCUUCAUCCUCUGCUUCAGCCUGGUCAACCCUGUCUCCUUUGACAACAUCACCUCCAAAUGGAUCCCACAGAUCUGUGCUGGCAACCCGACCUCUCCCAUCGUUCUGGUUGGGACUCAGUCAGACCUUCGUUACAAUGUGGACAUCCUGAUUCAUCUGGACCAGCUGGGCACCAAACCAGUGCGCUUGAGCCGGGCUAGAAGGCUGGCACACAGGAUCAGAGCUCACGACUACAUGGAGUGUUCAGCUCUGACACAACACAACCUCAAAAAUGUGUUUGACAGUGCUGUGUUUGCUGCCAUCAAGCACAAGCACAACGGCGCAAAAUCUAAAAAGCUCAGCCCGCUUAAACGUUUGAAGACUUUUUGUGAUAGUGGAUGGAGGAAAAUCUUCAGAUUCAUCUGAUGUGGAAUCAAAGAGAGGACUGAAUGUAGGCACAGCUUGAUGGACACGUUUCAGGGUUUUAUGACAAUUUAUGCAUUUUAUCAAAACAUUUCUCUGCAGAAUGUGGAUUGUGCACUAAAACAAUAUGAUUUAAGAUCACUGACAUAUUCUGCUCUUUUCAUUUUGCUCUUCCUUGUUUUCAUGUUUUACUUGUGUGUGUGUGUGUGUGUGUGUGU
Micropterus salmoides (largemouth bass) is the source of this 1431-nucleotide messenger RNA. Its product is annotated as rho-related GTP-binding protein RhoV-like. The record is from RefSeq and is a predicted model, not a curated record. Gene Ontology annotation, molecular function: GTP binding; GTPase activity. The transcript has 3 exons. NCBI's taxonomy places the organism in Eukaryota, Metazoa, Chordata, Actinopteri, Centrarchiformes, Centrarchidae. Bases 548 to 1216 code for a protein of 222 amino acids. Gene Ontology annotation, biological process: small GTPase-mediated signal transduction.